Molecule: messenger RNA, 2496 nt
Organism: Drosophila persimilis
Lineage: Eukaryota; Metazoa; Arthropoda; Insecta; Diptera; Drosophilidae
Gene: bbc
Product: cholinephosphotransferase 1
Exons: 6
Coding region: 345-1598 (417 amino acids)
Biological process (GO): phosphatidylethanolamine biosynthetic process
Cellular component (GO): endoplasmic reticulum membrane; Golgi apparatus
Molecular function (GO): ethanolaminephosphotransferase activity; diacylglycerol cholinephosphotransferase activity
Source: RefSeq, a predicted model, not a curated record
AAAUUAAAUUAAUUUAAAUACAUUGUGAAUGUGCAUAAUACGCACAUAAUACGUGUAUGUGCACGCAAGGAGCACGUAUUUCUAAAUAGCCACAAAACGAGUCUCGGUGGGCUCAAGUGAUAAGAAGUUUCUGUGCUGUGUUUGACACACGUGAAAAAAUAGGCGCUGAAAAGAAAACCCCUAGGCCCACAGAUAGCUUCGAGUCAUACGACAUAUACACGUAUACAAAUGCGCGGAAAGUGAAAAGCGCCUGCGGAAAGUUUCACGAAAUCUGAAGUGUUAUCAUCCCACCCUUACGCUCAGCCACACACUCCACCACCCGCCGCACUCAAUAGAAAGUAAAAAUGCCGCUACUUGUCUACAAGGAAAGUCACAUUCUCAGCGCCCAGCAGCUGCGAAAGCUCAGCGAACACAAAUACUCAUGUUUCAGCGCAAGCCUUCUGGAUCCUUUGCUGCAGCCAUGGUGGAACUGGCUGGUUAGCCAAACACCACUUUGGCUGGCACCGAAUCUAAUUACAAUCGUCGGUCUCAUCCUCAAUAUUGUGACAACAUUGAUAUUAAUUUGCUACAGUCCAAAUGGCGUUGAAGCCCCACCACGUUGGACCUGUGCGCUGUGCGCCCUGGGACUGUUUGUCUACCAGAGCCUGGACUCGAUUGACGGCAAACAGGCGCGUCGCACGAACACAUCAUCGCCGCUGGGAGAGCUGUUUGAUCAUGGCUGUGACUCGAUAUCGACUGUGUUCGUGGCGCUCUCGGCCUGUAUCUCCUGCCAACUGGGGCACUAUCCCAAUUGGCUCUUCUUUCAGUGCUUCUGUGCCAUUGCCUUGUUCUACUGCGCCCACUGGCAGACAUAUGUGUCUGGAACGAUGCGCUUCGGACGCAUCGACGUGACGGAGGCACAGUUCUCGAUUAUAGCCAUUCAUCUAGUGUCGGCGAUACUGGGUCCUGAGUUCUGGCUAACCAAGAUACCAAUCGUGGGCGUUUCAUGGAAUUACACAAUAUUAGUAUUUAUUACAUUCGGUUAUACCUUGAAUAUAAUCAAUUUCCUAAAAAUGUUUACUCAAGGCGGCAUUGGCAAAAACGGCUCCUCAGUUGCUGGCACCAGUGUACUCUCCCCCAGCAUACCGCUUACGCUGGUGGUGCUACCAGCUCUGAUUAUUGCCCAGAAAUCGCCGGAGAACCUAUUCACCGAGCAUGCAUCUGUGUACAUAAUGGCCUUUGGAAUGGUGGCAGCCAAAAUAACCAACAAGCUGGUGAUUGCACACAUGACAAAGUCGGAGAUGGAAUAUCUGGACUGGUCGCUACUCGGUCCGUCGCUGCUGUUCCUCAAUCAAUACUUUAACUGCAUUGUGCCGGAGAUCUGGCUGCUCUGGUUCAUGCUCAUCUGGGGGACACAGGACCUGCUGCGCUACUGCUCGCAGGUGUGCCUAGAGAUCUGCCAGCAUCUGCGCAUUAAUCUGUUCAGGAUACCUUAUAACCCAAAGGCUGGUGUACCACAUCCGGCGACCGCUUCGGUCAGCAGUCAAAGCAACCUUGGCAGCAGUGCCGACAAAAAUGGCGGCACUUCGCAUCGAAAGUACAAGAGCAAACCUCAUUAAGCGCCCUUAAUCCUGGUCGAAGAAGGGCUCUGCUCUGGGCUGCAACCGAAGCCGCAACGGACAACGGUUUCCCAUUAAAUUAAUUAGUUUCCUUUUAUAAUUUUAUGUCGUUAGAGUUGGCUGAUAGAGGAGAAGUAAGGAGAAUGUGGAGAAUGAGUAGGAAACGAGGCGAGGAGAAAGUAAUACAAACCGUGUAAACGCAACCCAACAAAAUUUACAGUCAGUGUUUAAAGAAAAAGAAACCAAACAGGAACGAAGAAUUAGGAACGAGAUAGCAAAAAGGCAAAGCAAAAAUGUUGCUCUUAAGUUUUAAGAAACAGUUUACAAUUAUAUCAAUUAUAUAUGGCUAAAUAUAUAUUUUCUAUAAUUGUGUAAGUUGUAAUACGUCUAGAUUCUAGAUGGCAGUAUUUUUACUGUUGUGUAAAAGACGAAUGCCAAAAAGAAAAAUAGGAAGAACGAACCUGAGCCCAAACCAACACAAUUUUCGGCAAGGCAAAAGCUCAAUUUACGUUUAAGCGCCCAACAACCCGAUUGGCAAAGGAGGGACUACUUUCAGCCUGAAUCUGUUCCGAGUCGAGCUAGCCAGUAGCUCCCUAUUAGUGUAUCUAAUGUGCCGCAACAUUCUAAAUGGUGACUCAUUUCAAAAAGCGCAUUAACUAUCCUAAUCUGUAAUCCGUAAUAUUAGAGCGAACAAAUAAGCACGAUCACUCCUAAUGCAUCCUAGCUAAAACUUAUUGUAUCUUUGCUUGGCGUUGGCGUGCGUGCCCGCCUGAUGGCCACAUCAUUAUAGUGAAACUAUUAUGGACUACGUUGCACAAGACGCGACAACAAAAAGGAAGACAAGUCAUUACACAAAGCAAACAAGAAAACACGAAUAAAACUAUUUGCAGAAUAAAAA